This is a messenger RNA of Chrysochloris asiatica (Cape golden mole), 2688 nucleotides long. RefSeq names its product stonin 2 (gene STON2). NCBI's taxonomy places the organism in Eukaryota, Metazoa, Chordata, Mammalia, Afrosoricida, Chrysochloridae. Gene Ontology annotation, molecular function: clathrin-cargo adaptor activity. Gene Ontology annotation, biological process: clathrin-dependent endocytosis; synaptic vesicle endocytosis; regulation of endocytosis. Gene Ontology annotation, cellular component: synaptic vesicle; AP-2 adaptor complex. The transcript has 6 exons. The record is from RefSeq and is a predicted model, not a curated record. The coding region runs from base 1 to 2688 and encodes 895 amino acids.
AUGACGACCUUGGACCAUGUGAUUGCUACCCACCAGUCGGAGUGGGUCUCCUUCAAUGAGGAGCCACCCUAUCCUGUAUCUUCUGAAGGGGGUACCGAGGAGCACCUCCCAGGAUUGUCAUCUUCCUCAGACCAGUCGGAGAGUUCCUCCGGGGAGAACCAGGUUGUGGAUGGAGGCUCCCAGGACCUUUCCCCUUCAGAGCAGGAUGACUCCGCAGAAAAGAUAGGCCUCAUCUCUCAAGCAGCCUCCCCUCCUGGGAGCCCUGAGCAGCCCACUCCUGACCUGGCCUCGGCCAUCAGCAACUGGGUUCAAUUUGAAGACGACACACCCUGGACUAGCACAUCACCACCGCAGAAAGAAACAGCCCCACCUUUGACCAUGCCAUGCUGGACAUGCCCUUCUCUCAACUCUCUGGGGAGAUGCCCUCUAGCUUCCGAGAGCAGCUGGACUACGCAUUCUGGAGACACCAGCAGUCCUAGCUUUGGUCCUUCAUACACAGACCUGCAGUUCAUCAAUGCUGAGGAGCAGACGAGUGGCAGGGCUUCCGGAGCGGACUCCACUGACAAUUCCUCCUCACUGCAGGAAGAUGAGGAAGUAGAGAUGGAGGCCAUCAGCUGGCAGGAGAGCAGUCCAGCCACGAAUGGGCAUCCUGCCAUUCCAGUGACCUCUACUCAUUUCCCCAGCUGGGUCACUUUUGAAGAUAAUGAAGUCAGCUGCCCUUUGCCACCAGUUACUUCUCCUCUGAAGCCAAACACACCUCCGAUUGCAUCUGUGAUCCCAGAUGUACAUAAUAACUCAACUGGGUCUUUUAAGAAGAGGGAACGUCCCAAGAGCACUUUGAUGAACUUCUCUACAGUUCAGAAACUAGACAUUUCCUCCUUGAACCAUCCACCUUCCAUAACGGAAGCUCCCCCUUGGAGGGCAACUAAUCCUUUCCUGAAUGAGACUCUGCAGGAUGUGCAGCCCUCCCCUAUCAAUCCUUUCAGUGCUUUUUUUGAGGAGCAGGAGAGGCGCUCCCAAAUCAAUUCCGUUUCUAACACCACAGGCAAAAGCCAAAGAGAUUCCCUCAUUGUCAUCUACCAGGAUGCCAUCAGCUUUGAUGAGUCAAGCAAACACCAGUCACAUUCUGAUGCUGUUGAAAAACUCAAGCAGCUCCAAAUUGAUGAUCCCGAUCACUUGGGCAGUGCCACACUACCUGACGAUGACCCAGUAUCCUGGAUUGAUCUGGAUGAUCACCUGCCUGCGUCAGUACUGCCCCAGCCCAGGGACGGAUGGCCAAUGAUGCUGAGGAUUCCUGAGAAAAAAAACAUCAUGUCUUCCAGACACUGGGGCCCUAUCUACAUCAAACUUACAAACAGUGGUUUUCUGCAGCUGUAUUAUGAGCAGGGCCUAGAAAAGCCAUUCCGUGAGUUCAAGCUGGAGAUUUGUCAUGAGAUUUCAGAACCCCGCCUCCAGAAUUAUGAUGAGAAUGGUAGGAUCCACAGCUUACGGAUUGAUCGUGUCACCUAUAAAGAAAAGAAGAAAUACCAGCCCAAACUCGCUGUGGCCCACAUAGCAGAGAGAGAACAGGUGAUUAAACUGGGCACUACCAAUUACAGUGAUUUCCUUAGCUUCAUCCAUGCAGUUCAGGACCAUCUCAUGGAUCUGCCGGUGUCGUCAAUGGACUUGAGCACAGUUGGCUUGAACUAUCUUGAAGAGGAGAUUACAGUGGAUGUCAGAGACGAAUUCUCUGGUAUUAUGAGCAAAGGAGACAACCAGAUUCUCCAGCACCAUGUGUUGACGCGGAUCCAUAUUCUCAGCUUCCUCUCAGGGCUUGCAGAAUGCCGCCUGGGCCUCAAUGACAUCCUCGUCAAGGGGAACGAGAUAGUUUCCCGGCAGGACAUCAUGCCUACCACCACCACAAAGUGGAUCAAACUCCAUGAAUGUCGUUUCCAUGAGUGUGUGGAUGAAGGUGUAUUCAGCAACUCCCGGGUUAUCCUGUUCAACCCUUUGGAUGCAUGCCGGUUUGAGUUAAUGCGGUUCAGGACAGUGUUUGCCGAGAAGAUCUUACCUUUCACGCUCAGGACGGCAGCAAGCAUCAAUGGGGCAGAGGUGGAGGUACAGAGCUGGCUUAGGAUGUCCACUGGCUUCUCCUCUAACUGUGACCCUCUCACUCAGGUUCCCUGCGAGAACGUGAUGAUUCGUUACCCUGUGCCUAGUGAGUGGGUAAAAAAUUUCCGCAGGGAAAGUGUCCUGGGGGAGAAGUCUUUGAAAGCCAAAGUGAACCGAGGGGCAAGUUUUGGCUCAACUAGCGUGUCUGGCUCUGAACCUGUCAUGAGAGUAACUCUGGGAACCGCCAAGUAUGAGCAUGCCUUCAACUCCAUUGUAUGGAGGAUAAACCGACUGCCUGACAAAAACUCAGCUUCUGGUCACCCACACUGUUUCUUCUGCCACCUUGAACUUGGGUCUGAUCGGGAAGUGCCUUCCAGAUUUGCCAGUCAUGUGGAUGUAGAGUUCAGCAUGCCCACAACCUCUGCCUCCAAAGCCACAGUAAGGUCCAUCUCUGUGGAAGACAAGACGGACAUCAGGAAAUGGGUCAAUUAUUCCGCACACUACAGCUACAAGGUGGAAAUUGAGCAAAAAGAGAGUUUGAAGUCAGACUUUGAAAGAGAUGAGAUGGAAAAUCCCAAGGAGUGUGGGGUCCAGUGA